Molecule: messenger RNA, 411 nt
Organism: Ilex paraguariensis (yerba mate)
Lineage: Eukaryota; Viridiplantae; Streptophyta; Magnoliopsida; Aquifoliales; Aquifoliaceae
Source: the annotation of a GenBank genome assembly
AUGCCACAGUUUUUGUUGCCAAGUUCUUUGGCCGUGCUGACCUCAUGUCCUUCCUCUCCUCAGUCCCAAAGACCAGCUUUGCUUCAAUCGUUAUUGUUUGAGGCAUGUGGAAGGACGGUGAACCCAGAAAACGGAGCGGUGGGACUCUUAUGGACUGGGAACUGGCAUUUGUGCCAGUCCGUGGUGGAGACGGUGCUCCGAGGCAGGGUCGUACACGUUCUGCCAGAGUUUUUCUGCCGGUCUUCUACGCUGGAAUCUGAUGAUUCGUCGGAAGCCUAUGACAGCAACUUUUUUCUAUCUCAGGAUCUAAUUAGGCCAUUCAAUCUUUGUAUAGACCUACCUACUCUGUUCAUGGAUCACACAGUCCCCCCACGCAGUGAAUUAAGUCCUGAUAAUCAAUCUAGUUCAUAA